AGACAGAACGUAGGGGGUCGCUGUGGAGUCAGUCAGCACCACUGGCCGUCUCUUUCCAAUCCCUGUCUCUUCGGAACAGCCAUAUGAAUGAAAUGUCAAACAACAGCGCCAGCAGCAGUAACCUGCUUCUUGCCCAGAAAGCUGUGAAACAGCUACGGCUUGAAGCAAGCGUCCACAGAAUCAAGGUUUCACAAGCUGCGGCUGAUCUGAAGACAUUCUGCUUGCAAAAUGCCCAUAAGGACCCAUUGCUUGUCGGGGUUCCAUCCAGUGAUAAUCCAUUCCGGCCUCCCAAAUCCUGUGCGCUUUUCUGAGAUGAAAGGACGAGGUGUUAAAAACACGUCUUACUACUCGCUCUUCAUUCACUUUAUAAGUGAACAAUGCAGCUGGACCAACACUGCUUUUACAUUUCCACCAACCUCUUUAUUGUUUUCGCAAGAAGCUAUAUAGCUAUAUAUUUUAAACUGUCGUUCUUAUGCUUUGUCCUGUAAUUAGACCUUAAACGAGAGGAUUUUAUGUAUUGUUUACUUACAUUAGAAAUAAAGGCUGUAACAAAUAAUUCUCAGGCCCUUGGUUUUAAAACACUAAUCUUUCUUUUGCUUUUUUUGGGGGGUCUGCAUGUCCUUGGAUUGCAUUUACUUUUCACCAAGAUGCAAAAUGAAUGAAUAUUUCCACCAAAGAGGUGGAAAUUUAUUGGGAUGUCAUGUAUACAGUCUGGUAAAACAUAAGCAUGAAACAUAACGAGCUUUUCAGGUCAAAUAAGAAUGCAUAUAUAGUAUUUUGCGUCUUCUUUUUUUUUUCUUUCUGCAACAAUAAUUUCUUGGAUAUCAUUUGACUAAAUGGGUGCGGUUGCUUUUACACUGAUUGUUUCCAAACCGCAACAUAAACUGUAGUGUAGUAUGAGAUAUAGUUGGUAUCUUGACCAAACUUGAGGAACUAGUUGUUUAUACUGAAUCAUGAGCAACGGCAGAUAUAAAGUUAUGAAUACACGUCUUUUGUUUAGAUUAGGUUAUUAGUGUUUGGAAGGCUCAAGGACUCCAUGACUCUUACUGUGCCAAAACCACACAAUAAAUAUGAUUGUGACCACUUUACAUUCUCAUGUGUAAUACAAUGCAUAACAAUAACAAGCAGCUCAAUUUCAAAUAUGAUGACCUACUGAUUGAAAGUUUUCAUAAUGAUGCAUUAUAAAAAGUUACUGCUGUGAGUAUUUUCUAAUCAUAACACAUUUUGUUCAAAUUGUGCAAGCAUAUGUAAAGUAUACAGUGCUGUGAAAAAGUAUUUGAUUCUUUUUGAUUGAUUUUCUUCAGUUUUUGUGUAUUUCAUACUAUAUUGUAUCAGAAAAUAAAACAAAAUCUAAGCUAAAACAAAGGAAACCCGAGUAAACACAAAAUACAGUUUUUAAAUGAUGUUAUUUAUUGAAACAACAGUUAUCCAAUACCAACUCUGGGCCUGUGUGAAAAUGUAUUUUCCCCAUAAUUACUAAUUCCAAAAAUCUAUGAAAGUGCAUUCAUAAUAGGGUUCAGCUGGACUAGACGCAACCAGGCCUGAUUACUGCAAACACUGUUCAAUCAAAUCAGCACUUAAAUAAAACUUUUUCUUCAGCAUGAAGUUGGUUAAAAGCUCUUACCCAGUAACACACUAUGACAAAAUUGAAAAAGAUUCCAGAAAUGAUGAGGAAGAAGGUGAUUUGAAAUACAUUAGUCUGGGAAGGGUUAUAAAGCUAUUUCAAAGGCUCUGGGACUCCAAAGAACCACAGUGAGAGUCAUUAUCUCCAAAUGGAAAAAACUUGGCACAGUAGUGAACCUUCCCAGAAGUGGCUAACCUUCCAAAAUUCCUCCAAGAGUACAUCAAGGACUCAUCCAGCAAGUCACAAAAGAGCCAAGGACACCAUCAAAGCACCUACAGCCCUCUCUUGCAUCAAUAAGGUCACUGUUCAUGACUCCACUAUCAGAAAGACACUGAGUAAAAUGGUGUCCAUGGAAGAGUGGUGAGGUGAAAACUACUGCUAACCCAGAAUUACAUUAAGGCUCGUCUGAAUUUUGCCAAAACACAACUUGAUGAUCCUCAAACCUUUUGGGAGAAUGUUCUGUGGACUGAGGAGUCGAAAGUGGAACUGGUUGGAAAACAGGGGUCCCGUUACAUCUUGCAUAAACCAAACACUGAAUUCAACAAAAAGAACAUCAUACCUACGUUCAAGCAUGGUGGUGGGAGUGUGAUGGUGUGGGGAUGCUUUGCUGCUUCAGGGUCUGGGCAACUUGCAAUAAUUGAGGGAAACAUGAAUGCUGCCCUCUACCAGAAAACCCUAAAGGAGAAUGUUCGGUCUUCAGGUCGUAAAUUGAAACUCAUAUGCAACUCGAUAAUGGAUCAAAACAAUGAUCCAAAACAUAGGAGUAAGUUCUAGUCCUAGAAGUAAGUGGAAGUCUGAUCUCCAGUUAUCGGAAGCGUUUGGUUUCAGUUAUUGCUGCUAAAAGUGGCACAACCAGAUUUUAAUUUUAAGGGGGUAAUUAGUUUUUCACAUGGGUGUUUCAAUAAAAAUAAAUAAAUGAUUAAAAAUAAAAACUGUAUUGUGUUAUGUUGUAUUUCAUUUGAAGAUCUAAAACUAUUUAGUAUGAGAUAUACACAAAAACAGAAGAAAUCAGGAUGAGGACAAAUACUUUUUCACAGCACUAUAAAAUUAUGUGAAGAAUGAAAACAAGCAAUUCUAUGUUAGUAUUUUUUUUUUUUCCAGAAUACAUUUUACAUAAGGAAUGAAUAUUUUACCAACAUCUUUUAAAAUGAAUUCUGUCAGCCCAUCGGUGCCUUAAAAAAUAUACUUGGUUUCUAUGUACUGUUAAUGGAAAUGUCCAAUAAAGUUAUUUCAUAAUGACAUGUUAAUGUAUAUUUAAUUAUACUGUCUUUGACAUUCAGCAAGGAAUUAAACAUAAGGUGGUGUGCUGUUAUAGGAAAAUAAUCAGCGACAGCAUGGUGUGAUUUUUUUUUUGGACAUUAUAAUACUGAAGUUGAUUAUUUUCCAAUAACGCCACAUCCCAAAGUGUUUUAAACAGUUCCCUCACCAGCAUCUCUUAUUUUCUCUCUCUCUUAAAGUUAAUAAGACAAAAAAAAAACCCCUGCAACAUGUCAUGUUACCAAGAAGUUGCAUUGCACAAAGUCAUCUGUUCUAUGUUCUGGCUACGGCCAUAUUCCGAAUACAAUGUUUAUAUGUGCACAGGGAUUGGAAUAUUCCUGUAUACAUGGUUGUAAAUAUCCCUGAGUUGCCAUUCCUAAAGACAGUGGUGCUUGAAAGUUUGUGAUAUAUAGAUAUAUAGAAUUUUCUAAAUAAAUGCUUACAGUAGAGAGAACCCAAUUAAACAAAUGAGAUAAAAAUUU
This is a messenger RNA of Ictalurus furcatus (blue catfish), 3363 nucleotides long. RefSeq lists its product as uncharacterized. The transcript is spliced from 3 exons. NCBI's taxonomy places the organism in Eukaryota, Metazoa, Chordata, Actinopteri, Siluriformes, Ictaluridae. Gene Ontology annotation, biological process: G protein-coupled receptor signaling pathway. The record is from RefSeq and is a predicted model, not a curated record. Bases 84 to 311 code for a protein of 75 amino acids. Gene Ontology annotation, cellular component: heterotrimeric G-protein complex. Gene Ontology annotation, molecular function: G-protein beta-subunit binding.